AUGGACGUAGCCUACGAUCACGUGCAGGAAGAGACGUACUCGCCUUCGGAAGAACGUUCCAGCAACUCCACCACGCAACCAUCCUCCAGCGAUGCCAACAAUAGUAAUCAGAGCUUAAACGCCGACUUCCAGCAAGCCUUCCAAGCCGUCAGCACCUCACCUUGGGGUUCCCGCCUCGGCGGCUGGUUCACGCAAGCUCGAAAGCAAGGAGAGACAUUUGUGGCUGAUUUGCAAAGAGAGGCGCAGGAUGCGGGGCGGGAUGCGCAGCAAAGCUGGACGAGUCUGAGGGAGCAGGUGGUGCAGCGGACGCGGGGACUGAGUUUGGGGGCGGAGGAUGGGGUGGUGGGUGCUGUGCCGGGGGAGGAAGCUGUGCCAGGGGCGGAGAGCCAAGAAUUGGAGGGUGGUGAUCGGGAGCUAGGGGACGUGGAGAGGCCGGAGAGUCUGCCAGCGGAUAUCGUGAAAGAGGCCGGGACACUCGUGGCUUCUCUACGGAGUACGGCUGCUGCUAAACUCAAGGAUCUGCAGAAAGCUGAAGAUGCCGCGGAUGAGGCGCUGUUGAAAUUUGGCACAAACGUCCGCAACUUCCUCCGCGAUGCUGUGGUCAUCACUGCUCCCACCGACGCCGAUAGCAGUAAGCCCAAAGGCACAGAUGGCUCGGGCAACGAAGUGCUAUUUGAAACGUCCGAGCCCGGAACGGGAAAGAAGGUCUUCCAUACUUCGCGUCUAGACGCACAACUUCACGCCAUCCACACGACCGCAUCAUCCUUCACCGACGAUCCCACUGGUCCACAAUGGGAAUCCUGGCAGAAUGACUUCGACAUCGGCGCCAAGACAGAAGAUAUCGCGCGAGAUCUGGAGAAGUAUGAGGAAUUGCGACGGGCGAUGGAGAAGUUGGUGCCGGAGAAGGUGGAGUAUAGGCAGUUUUGGCUACGAUAUUACUUUUUGAGGAAGGCUAUUGAGGAGGAUGAGAAGAGGCGGAAGGAGAUAUUGAAGGGUGCCGCCUCAGGCCCAGCAACCGAAGACCUAGCCUGGGACGACGAAGACGAUGAUGACGACCGAGCGACCGCCGAGGACACAACAGCCUUAACACCUAAACGUGAAACCACAGCAGGUAUAUCGUCUCAACACCCCAACUCCUCAACAACUACUCUCAAUGCUCACGCUCCAUCAACACAAUCUACUCCUGUCGCCGGCGAUCUCCUCAAACCACAAGAGGCUAGACGAAGCACGGAAGACGAUAAGAGUGUGGCGGGUUCCGAUGCAAGUUAUGAUAUUGUUUCUGGUGCUACGAGUCGGGCUGCGGGGAGUCCGAGGGAGGAGAAGAAGAGGGACGGGGAGGAGGAAAGCGAGGAGGAUGAUUGGGAGUGA
Recurvomyces mirabilis is the source of this 1368-nucleotide messenger RNA. RefSeq lists its product as uncharacterized. The record is from RefSeq and is a predicted model, not a curated record. Bases 1 to 1368 code for a protein of 455 amino acids. The transcript is spliced from 2 exons. Lineage: Eukaryota; Fungi; Ascomycota; Dothideomycetes; Mycosphaerellales; Teratosphaeriaceae. Gene Ontology annotation, cellular component: cytoplasm.